Hymenoscyphus albidus is the source of this 1300-nucleotide messenger RNA. Lineage: Eukaryota; Fungi; Ascomycota; Leotiomycetes; Helotiales; Helotiaceae. The record is from the annotation of a GenBank genome assembly.
UGAAGUGACAGACGCGGGACCAGGCGAACUCCUCAUGAUUGGAAUCCACCUUCCUCCCUUGUCUUUCCUCACACGACAGCGUCUCCGCAAAGUAUAUCUCCCUUGGCUGGAAGGUGAAUCUUCUUGGUCAUUGAAUAUUGCAAUCUCCUUGUAUAGAAGAACCUCUCGUCUCUCUAGUGAAUACUUGUAGAAGGAUCCUUCCCUUCCCCCACUAUUACGACAUUUUGUUUAAUACAUUCCAUCGUUCAAGCGACUACAUUCAUUUUACCCCACCAUACCUAAACUUCGAUUCUGCCUUUGUCAACUCUCAAGGUCUUCGAAAUUCAAAACUUCAAAAGCGCUCACAAUGGCGACUGAAUCGAAGGCCCCCGUAUCAAGUGUAGGACCCAACUACCGACCUGAGCAGCAAAAGCCAACGGCUACAAUCUCCAAAGAGGUCCCCUUUGAGAAUGUGCACACGUUGCCCCAGACACCACAACUCAUUGCUCUCCUCACGUGGGUUCACAUCAUCUUUUUCUCAAAUAUGAGAAAACCCACUGAUUCAAUGUGACCUCCAGCAUGAUUAGAGACAAGAACACAGAGCGUGCAGAUUUCAUCUUCUACUCGAACCGAAUCAUUAGACUGCUAGUCGAAGAGGGGCUCAAUCAUCUUCCAGUGGUUGCUCACGCUAUUCAGACCCCUGUAGGCCGACAAUAUGCGGGUGUUCAAUUCCAAGGAAAGAUUUGCGGAGUUUCUAUCAUGAGAGCUGGUGAGGCUAUGGAGGAGGGAUUAAGGAACUGUUGCCGUUCUGUGAGAAUUGGCAAGAUCCUGAUUCAGAGAGAUGAAGAAACUUGCAUGCCAAAGCUCUUCUAUGACAAGCUUCCAGAGGACAUUGCUGAUAGAUGGUGUUUAUUGCUGGAUCCUAUGUUUGCAACUGGUAAGCGUAACUGGGUUUAUAGAUAUAGCUGGCUAACAAAUCUGUGUAGGAGGCUCUGCAAUCAUGGCUGUUGAGGUCUUGAAAUCCCGUGGUGUGCCGGAGAACCGAAUUCUAUUCUUGAACCUUAUAGCCAGCCCUGAAGGUAUCGAAAAGUUCGCUACCAAGUUCCCACAACUCAGAGUAGUAACAGCAUUCAUUGACCAGGUUAGUCUUCCUUUGAGACCCAAAAAUGAAAAACAGCUAACAAAUAUAAUAGGGAUUGGAUGAGAAGAAGUAAGCUUGUUUUUCCUACGCUUAUUUAACAUUCUGAGUUGCUAACUUUCUGUAGUUAUAUUGUUCCAGGCCUUGGGGAUUUCGGAGACAGAUUUUACACCAUGUAGAAGG